AUGGAAAGGGUUCCCGAAUCGAAACCACUUCCCAGCCAGUUACCCUCUGAAGCUAAGGCGACAAGUACUCCGACCUCUUUGUUAAAAAAGGAGAUUAAGAUCCCACCAACAUUACGGGAUUCUUUCGCCCCUGCACGAGCAUGGAAAGGAAAAGGCUCUUUGCAGGAUGAAGACAAAAUCAUGCCUGAUAUUGCUUCGUUUGAACUCAGUGGAGAUUCAUUUGAAGAAAUUGGUUCUACUUCAUUCCAUGGGGUGAGUCAUCCCCCUGAACCUGUUGAUAUGGACCUGAUGAGACCGGUCUAUGUACCAAUUGGACCGAGCAAUGAUUCUGAGGAAAAAGAAUGUAUAUGGGAUGCUUCAUUACCUCCAAGCGGCAAUGUUAGUCCACACAGUAGCAUUGAUAGCGCCGGGGUUGUUACAGCUAUGAGCAUUGUUAAUAGCUACACGAGCACAUACAGGAGUGAUGGGAUAAUGAGUGAUGAUGGAAUGCUAUGCGUGGAUAGAAACUAUGCGAGUACAAAAGGGAGCUUUCGAGGGGAUUCUCUAGAGAGUACUAAAACUAGCAUUAGUCGAGCAAGUUAUAGCAGUGGUCUUAGUAAUGAUAGUAACUGGAGUAACAUCACUGGCAGUGGAAAUAAGCCUCACAAAGGAAAUGAUCCCAGAUGGAAGGCUAUACUCGCUAUUCGAUCACGUGAAGGUAUAUUAGGCAUGAGCCAUUUCAGGUUACUUAAAAGACUUGGCUGUGGAGACAUUGGAAGUGUGUAUCUGUCUGAGCUGAGUGGGACCCGGCGUUUCUUUGCUAUGAAGGUGAUGGAUAAGGCAUCCCUUGCUAGCCGGAAUAAGUUGUCUAGGGCUCAAACAGAAAGAGAAAUCCUGCAGCUGCUGGACCAUCCAUUCCUACCGACUUUGUACACUCAUUUUGAGACAGACAGGUUUUCGUGCUUGGUCAUGGAAUAUUGCCCAGGAGGCGAUCUGCAUACCCUGAGGCAGCGACAAUCAGGGAAACAUUUUUCAGAGUAUGCUGCACGGUUUUAUGCAGCUGAGGUUCUGUUGGCACUCGAGUAUCUUCACAUGCUGGGAGUUGUGUACAGGGACCUGAAACCAGAAAAUGUUCUGGUCCGGGACGAUGGUCACAUUAUGCUUUCUGACUUUGAUCUUUCCCUGAGGUGUGCAGUUUCGCCGACCCUCAUAAGAACUUCUACACUUGAUUCAGCUCCUAAUAAACGAGGAGCUGCAUUCUGUGUACAGCCAGCAUGUAUCGAGCCCAUGUCAUCAUGCAUUCAGCCUGCAUGCUUCCUUCCCCGAAUCUUUCCACAGAAGACCAAGAAAAAAUCCAGAAAGCCCCGAGCAGAGCUUGGGUUGCCAUCCAGUGCGCUGCCCGAGCUAGUUGCAGAACCCACUGCAGCACGGUCCAUGUCAUUUGUUGGGACCCACGAAUACUUAGCCCCUGAGAUUAUCAAGGGUGAAGGCCAUGGCAGUGCAGUUGAUUGGUGGACAUUUGGUAUUUUCCUACACGAAUUACUGUAUGGUAAAACCCCUUUCAAGGGCUCGGGGAAUCGCGCAACUCUUUUCAACGUAAUAGGACAACAGCUCAAGUUUCCGGAUUCGCCUUCAACCAGUUAUGCCAGUCGAGAUCUUAUCCGUGGAUUGCUUGUUAAGGAGCCGCAACAUCGGUUUGGGGUGAAGAGAGGAGCAACAGAGAUCAAGCAGCACCCUUUCUUUGAAGGUGUUAAUUGGGCUCUUAUACGAUGCAGUACACCACCAGAGGUGCCUAGACCAAUUGAGGCUGAGCUUCCCAUGAAGUUUGGACAAGUUGACCCUAUUGGAGUUGGCAGUAGCAGCAAAAGGGUAGUAGGAACAGACAUGAAGUCAGGGGGUAGAUAUCUGGACUUUGAGUUCUUUUAG
This is a messenger RNA of Fraxinus pennsylvanica, 1905 nucleotides long. NCBI's taxonomy places the organism in Eukaryota, Viridiplantae, Streptophyta, Magnoliopsida, Lamiales, Oleaceae. The record is from the annotation of a GenBank genome assembly.